This is a messenger RNA of Paramuricea clavata, 1231 nucleotides long. NCBI's taxonomy places the organism in Eukaryota, Metazoa, Cnidaria, Anthozoa, Malacalcyonacea, Plexauridae. The record is from the annotation of a GenBank genome assembly.
AUGGCGGACGGGAAUAAAUAUUUCGAGAUCAAGGAAAUCAAUGAAGUGAUUGCAAUGUUCGAUGUCACUAUUUCCCAUGUGAGCGCUUCAGACUGGAAAGAUGUCUGGUUCGAAUAUACAGCAAAACAACGAGCAAAUGGUCUGUUAUGGCGAGUUGUGAUAUUACAAGAGGAAUUCAUGCCAGACACUGAAGAUUGUGUUAAUACAUUAAUGUUUAACUUCAGUCAUGUCUGUAUUGAUGGCAUGUCUUCUGUGAAGUUUUGCAAGCAAUUUCUUAAUAAUAUGAAUGAACUUGCAAACGGUACUGGCUGUGUAGAUCACGAAAUCUCCAGUCUAGAUCUGUUGCCACCUUUCCACGAGAUUGUCACACGGGGACGAAUUUGGCAUUCAUUAUUUAAUUUUAUGCUGGCUUAUUGCGGCGUACGACCGAUUUUGAAAUUUUGCGUGCAAAGACUGUUAGGUCCCUUCAUAGAAAAGAAGCCGAAUAAUCCGUAUCACGAGCAGUUCCCACCAAAUUCACUUGUCCCUAACUCACUCAUACCGAUUCGACUGAAUGUAAAGAUAUUCACUGGGACGAAACCAAGAAUAUUAUUCAAGCCUGUAAAGCAAAUAAUUGCACAGUAACUGGAGCUAUCACAGCAGCGGCACAUUUAGCCUUUUGUGAACUUAUACAAGACAAUCAAUCGAAAUAUAUGAAGUUAGAGUCCUUCCUUGCUAUCAAUGGUCAACGCUUCUGUAAUCCAAAACCGCACGACGAUUACCUGGGUUAUUUUGUGUAUGUCAAUCAGGACUUUACACGAAGUAUGUAGCAGGCGGUGGUGUUGAUUUUUGGAAGUUAGCUCAAGAAACUACUCAGCAAAUAAAAGAGUUCGUGGGGAAAGAAGCGUAUGUCGUUGAAGCCACGCUAAUUAGUGCAAUAAUAGAGCCAAGAGAUCUUGUAAAAUUAUUCAUUAAUGAUAAGUUAUUUCCGAAAUCCGGAUGCAAUUUCAUAUCAAGUUUCGGAUCUUUUCAUUUAGGCGAACAGCAACAUGACACUUAUAAACUACAUGAAUGUAUUAUAAACACUCUUGUUCAUAAUAUGAACUGUACUUUCUUUCAUUUUAACUAUACUAUUAAUGGUAAAAUGACCUGGCAAAUAGCCAGUAAUGUUACGGUAGAUAGUAACCACGCUGAGAAAUUUUCUAACCUUUGCUUCAAUAGAUUUAGUGAAAUGGGACUUGGUGUAGUGUAA